Molecule: messenger RNA, 377 nt
Organism: Blastocystis hominis
Lineage: Eukaryota; Bigyra; Opalinata; Blastocystidae
Exons: 2
Coding region: 1-177 (58 amino acids)
Source: RefSeq, a predicted model, not a curated record
AUGGAUCGAAGUAAAGAAUCUGUAAAGUUCCGUAUCCCGAGAUACAAGAUAUUCCUGUCUCUUAUAAUCUUCUACACAUUUUCCUAUUUCUACAUACUUUUCGGACCUGUCUCGCGUGUGAUCGAUCCCAACGUGGUUCUUCUUAUCGAAUGGGCAGAUUUUUCUUUCAUUUUGUAAUUUGCAGAGCCCGGUCAUCGGAGUCUUCCUAUUUGGUGUCUACGCAGCGGUCACGAUUCUGGGGAACGUAAUUCGUCUGAAGAACUAUCCGGAGGAAGCGGAGAGUUUGCUUCAAGUGCUUUUUCCCUGCUUUGUUUACGAAUAGGACGUGGCUGAAGCAAAGGAGGGACUGCGCAAGAGAGGAUACAAGUACGACCUUU